GCAGUCUCUCUCGCCACCCUGUGUGUGUUGGAUCAUGGAUCGGCAAUAGAGUUCAUUGUAGAGAGAGAGACCCCGAAAUCGAUAGAGUUCGUAGAGCAUUAGCUCUCACUGACUAGAACCGACUAGAAAACUACAUGUCGCAGUCCAGUACCUACAACAUACAGAAGAAGAAGAAGUUGUGAUUCAUGACUACUACUGCUACGACGAGGACUACGACUACUGCAAUACUACCUUAAGUUGAGUCACCACCAUUCAACGUUUCUGGGCUUGGUACAUUCUUGCUCGGUACGUUCUUGGUACAUUGGUUAAGUUGUGAUUGUACGCUGAAGAGAAGUUUCGGUUCGGAAUUUGACGGGAAACAGUAUUGCAAAAUGACGACCAUCAAUUUGGAAGAGGCCAUUGCGGAGUAUGGGCCCGAGGAGUUGGAUGAAUUGGAGGCCAUUGAGCCCGUCAAUUUGGAUACGGCCAAUUCACCCUUUGCGAACAUGCUCAUAAACAUGCUCGAAGGCGGAGGAAGAUCCAUGAGAGCUAAAGUUCAAAGCGGGGAAAUUGAUCCAAGUGCUCAGCCGUACUUUGAGAACGGCAAAUUGUAUGGGCAAGACUUUCAAGCCCUUCGAGAAGAAGCCGUGGCCUCUGGGGAACUCUUCACCGAUCCGGAAUUUCCUCCUGAUGAAAAGUCCUUGUACUUCUCGGAGAGUGCUCCUUACUCGUUUGAGUGGAUGAGACCCAAGGAAUUGGUGGACAAUCCAAUGUUGUUCGAGGGCGGAGCUUCUCGCUUUGACAUUAAUCAGGGCGAGCUUGGAGAUUGUUGGUUGUUGGCUGCUUUGGCUAACUUGACCUUGAACAAGAAGCUGCUCUAUAGAGUUGUGCCCUUAGAUCAAAGCUUCACGGAAGAUUACGCUGGGAUCUUUCAUUUUCAGUUCUGGCAAUACGGUGAAUGGAUUGAUGUAGUCAUCGAUGAUUUUCUACCCACCAGAGGGGGAAAACUUAUGUUCAUGCAUUCUGCCGAUGAGAAUGAGCUCUGGACAGCCUUAGUAGAAAAAGCUUAUGCUAAACUACAUGGAUCGUACGAGUCUUUGAAGGGGGGCUCAACGGGCGAGGCCAUGGUAGAUUUCACGGGUGGCUGUGGUGAAAUGUACCAGUUAAAAGAGCGUGGAAUUCCAGAGGACAUGUUUAGCAUCGUGAGAAAAGCAUAUGAUCGGUGUUCUAUGAUGUCCUGCUCUCUUGAGCCCGACCCAAGGGUCACCGAGGCCAAGACUGAAGUUGGGCUCAUCCGAGGACACGCCUACUCGAUCACGAAAGUGGUCAAAGCCAGGAUCGAGACGCCUCGAGUACAAGGCCAAAUUCCGCUGGUCCGAAUUCGAAACCCGUGGGGCAAUGAAGCCGAAUGGAAUGGAGCUUGGAGUGAUGGAUCACCAGAGUGGCAAUAUAUUCCUGAUGAUGAGAAAGAGAUCUUGGGUAUCAAUUUUGAGCACGACGGAGAGUUCUGGAUGAGUUAUAAAGAUUUUAUGAAGUACUUUGAUCAAAUCGAGAUCUGCAAUCUAACGCCGGACUCUCUGGAGGAUUCGGAAGCGUUUUGCGAUCGUCCUCGUUGGGAGGUCACUUCCUGGGAAGGAGUUUGGUUGCCCGACAAAUCGGCCGGAGGGUGCCGGAACAACUUGGGUUCCUUCGCUUCAAAUCCUCAAUAUCUCGUCAACGUAGAAGAUCCCGACGACAGCGAUGACGACGAUCUCUGCACCAUAAUCAUCUCAUUGAUGCAAAAAGGUCGCCGAGCCCUUCGCGAUGAAGGCCUGGACAUGCUCACCAUUGGUUUCGCUCUCUAUUAUGUCAAAGAUCCAGGGGCAAUAUCGUUGCCUUUAGACACGGAUUUUUUCCGAUAUACAAGAAGUGCGGGCCGCUCCAAAGCAUUCAUCAAUAUGCGGGAGGUCAGCCAGCGAUUCCGUGUUCCUCCUGGUGCUUACGCAAUCGUGCCCUCGACAUUCAACCCCAAUGAGUUUGGUCAAUUCCUUCUCAGGGUCUUCAGUGAGAAGAAAAGCACUUGCGAGUCGAUCAACGAGUGAAAUUGAAGCAUAAAGUACGUCGCAGCCGGGCGGAAGCUGGCUAAUCUUGGAGACCUAAGGCCUUACAAAUCGCUCCUCUCUAAAUGUCCAUCAUUGUAAAUCAUUAUUUUACGCUCAGUAAGUUCACAAUAAAAUAUAAAUGUUCAAGGCGGGGAAA
Tigriopus californicus is the source of this 2217-nucleotide messenger RNA. Its product is annotated as calpain-A-like. Gene Ontology annotation, molecular function: calcium-dependent cysteine-type endopeptidase activity. Gene Ontology annotation, biological process: proteolysis. The transcript is spliced from 8 exons. Gene Ontology annotation, cellular component: cytoplasm. Bases 372 to 2060 code for a protein of 562 amino acids. Lineage: Eukaryota; Metazoa; Arthropoda; Copepoda; Harpacticoida; Harpacticidae. The record is from RefSeq and is a predicted model, not a curated record.